AUGUUCCCGCCAAAAGUCGCCGACUGACUGACGCGCCUCGCCAUCUCGCGCCUCUUCUCGGUUCAGUUCAGUGGACAGUGGUUCUUCCUCAGUUCUUCACACAUUUUAAUCUUUGUGCUGUUUGCUACACUCUCAAUCGGACAUUCUCCGCUCAUCUGUCGGGUUUCCCACGGCUGUUGUUUUUUUGCAAAAUCGUAUAGAUUUGUGUAGACGCAUGGCCUCAUCGAAGAAAACGAGCAAUGGACGGUCCCCACUGGUGAAUCCGCAGCGUCAGAUCACUGCGUUCUUCAGCAAGAAGCCGGAGUCCGCAUCGUCUGCUUCCCCCUCGCCAUCGCCCGUGCUUUCCAAAAAAAACCCUAACCCUAACCCUGAUGGAAUGACGAGUCCGAUUACCCCUUCGCCUCUCCAAUCAAAGAGCAAACCUGUGCUGCUCAUCUCCCCAAAAUUGGCUUCUGCUUCUGCUUCUACUUCUCCUGGAAGCCUUAUCUCUGGUAAGAAACAGUACGGCGCGGAGGUUGUUGAUAGGAGGAUCAGAGUGUAUUGGCCGUUGGAUAAGACUUGGUAUGAAGGUUGUGUGAAGUCGUUUCAUAAGACAUCGGGAAAGCAUACCGUGCAGUAUGAUGAUGCUGAGGAGGAAACGAUUAACCUUUUAGAGGAAAAGAUUGAGUGGAUUGAAGAGCCGGCAAAAAAGAAGCUUCGGAGGUUAAGGAAAAUAUCGGUGGUGGAAGAUGAAGAAGAUGAAGAGGAGGACCACAAAGAACUAGAGGAUGACUCUGAUGAUGAAGAUUGGGGAUCGAAGGUGGAGAAGGAAAUGGUAGAAGAUGAGGAUGGAUUGGAGGAUUCAGAUUUGGAGUUAGAAGAGGAAACUGAAAGAACUGGUGCUCGGAAACACGUUAUAUCCAGAAAACGGAAGGUGGGUAAAGGAGAACAAAUAGGAUCUUCUUGUACAAAGAAACACAAGAAAUCUGGAGAGUUAAAGUAUAAGAGUGAUACGUCAACAGAUUCUAUUCCUUCUAAGGAAAAGCAGGUCGAACCUUCUAAAAGAAUUAACCCUGAGAGUGGGAAGGUAUCUGCUUUAGAUAGCAACAUCUCAGUAGAUGCUGCAGAAAGAUUUGUCACACGAGAUGCACAAAAGUUGCGCUUUGUUGAGAUAGAUCGUAUGGAUGCCCGCAGAAGGCGCCCUGGGGAUGCAGACUAUGACCCUAGAACACUUUUCUUGCCUCCCAACUUCGUAAAAGGCUUAACUGGUGGGCAGAAGCAAUGGUGGGAGUUUAAAUCACAGCAUAUGGACAAGGUUCUCUUUUUCAAGAUGGGCAAGUUUUAUGAGCUUUUUGAGAUGGAUGCACAUGUUGGUGCUAAAGAACUUGGUUUACAAUAUAUGAAGGGGGAGCAACCUCACUGUGGAUUUCCAGAAAAGAACUUCUCAAUAAAUGUAGAGAAGCUGGCAAUAAAGGGUUAUCGGGUUCUUGUUGUAGAGCAAACAGAGACACCUGAACAACUUGAGCUUCGUCGAAAAGAAGAGGGUUCAAAAGAUAAGGUUGUGAAACGUGAGAUCUGUGCUGUGAUCACGAAAGGAACUUUAACGGAGGGGGAGAUACUAUCAACCAACCCUGAUGCAUCUUAUCUAAUGGCAUUGGCCGAGAGCUGUGAAAAUUUAACAAACCAACCAGAAUCUCACAUUUUUGGUAUUUGUUUGGUUGAUGUUGCAACAAGCAAAAUUGUCCUUGCGCAGUUUAGGGAUGAUGCAGAUUGCAGUUCAUUAUGCUGUUUGUUAUCUGAGUUGAGGCCAGUGGAAAUUGUAAAACCUGCUAAGCUGUUGUCUCCUGAGGCUGAAAAGGCAUUGUUUAGACACACCAGAAAUCCUCUGAUUAAUGAGUUAAUCCCUUUCUCUGAAUUCUGGAAUGCCGAGAAAACUGUACAAGAAGUCAAGAACAUCUAUCAGCGUAUUGGUGACCAUUCAUGUUAUUCAACUAUAAAUGAAACAACUUUGCAUCCUAGUGGUUCUUCCUCGGAAAAUGGCAAUAGAAACUGCCUACCUGAUGUACUAUCUAAUCUUGCUAGUGAUGGUGAAAAUGGAAGCCAAGCUCUCUCUGCUCUUGGAGGCGCUCUUUUCUAUCUGAGGCAGUCUUUUCUGGAUGAAACCCUCCUUAGAUUUGCAAAGUUUGAGUUGCUUCCAUGUUGUGACUUAAGGAAACUCACACAUAAACCAUAUAUGGUUCUCGAUGCAGCUGCACUGGAAAAUCUUGAAAUAUUUGAAAACAGCAGAAAUGGAGAUUCAACAGGGACAUUAUACGAUCAACUGAAUCAUUGUAUCACAGCAUUUGGUAGAAGAUUGCUUAGAACAUGGCUUGCAAGGCCUCUGUAUCAUUUCAAGUCAAUUAAAGAAAGGCAGGAUGCUGUAGCCGAAUUAAAGGGGGUUAAUCAACCAUAUGUGCUUGGAUUUAGAAAAGAAAUUUCCAAGAUUCCGGACAUGGAACGCUUGCUUGCACGCAUUUUCACUAGCAGUGAAGCCAGUGGAAGGAAUGCUAGUAAGGUUGUUCUAUACGAGGAUGCAGCAAAGAAACAACUACUAGAGUUCAUUUCAGCUCUGCGUGGCUGUGAAACGUUGGCCAAUGCCAGUUCUUCCUUUUGUUCUGCUUUAGGGAAUGUGGAGUCUAGUCUAUUGCACCAUUUAUUAACGCCUGGUGCAGGGAUUCCUAAUAUCAGUUCAACUUUGAGGUAUUUCAAGGAUGCCUUUGAUUGGGAGGAAGCAUAUGAAUCAGGGCGUGUAAUACCUCGAGAAGGAGCUGAUGUUGAGUAUGAUGCUGCAUGUCAAAGAGUUAAAGACAUUGAAUCCAACCUUCAAAAGCAUCUGAAGGAACAGCGCAAAUUACUCGGAAAUGCAUCAAUCCGUUAUGUAACAAUUGGAAAAGAUGCAUACCUUUUGGAAGUGCCUGAGAGUUUAUCACAUAGCAUUCCAAAGGAAUACGAAUUAAAAUCAUCCAAGAAGGGUUUCUUUCGGUACUGGACACCUGUGAUUAAAAAAUUAAUGGGUGAGCUUUCCCUCGCUGAAUCUGAGAAAGAACAGAAAUUGAAGAGCAUUCUUCAGAGGCUAAUUGGACGAUUUUGUGAGAAUCACUGUGAAUGGAGACAGAUGGUUUCUACCAUAGCAGAACUGGAUGUUUUAAUCAGCCUGUCAAUUGCAAGUGACUAUUACGAAGGAAAAACAUGCCGUCCAAUUAUAUCUCCACCACAUUCUGAUAACCUGCCAUGCCUGAGCGCUAAAGGUUUGGGGCAUCCUAUGCUGAGGAGUGAUACUUUAGGGAAGGGCUCCUUUGUUACGAAUGAUGUCACAUUGGGUGGUUCUGGUAAUGCCAGCUUCAUAUUGCUCACUGGGCCUAACAUGGGUGGGAAGUCUACUCUUCUCCGACAAAUUUGCUUGGCUACUAUUUUGGCACAGAUAGGAGCAGAUGUGCCUGCCGAAAGCUUUGAGCUGGUUCCUGUUGACCGGAUAUUUGUUCGAAUGGGUGCCAAAGAUCAAAUUAUGUCUGGACAUAGCACUUUUCUUACAGAGCUUCUGGAAACUGCAUCUAUGAUGAAUUCGGCUACUCCGAAUUCACUCGUGGCAUUGGAUGAGCUAGGAAGAGGGACAUCAACAUCAGAUGGGCAAGCCAUUGCUGCGUCAGUUCUUGAGCAUUUUAUCUGCACAGUUCAAUGUCGGGGAAUGUUUUCUACACAUUAUCAUAGGUUGGCUGUCGACUAUGAGAACAAUACGAAGGUCUCUCUCUGUCAUAUGGCAUGUCACGUUGCAAAAGGAGUGAGAGGUCUGGAGGAGGUCAUAUUCCUUUACAAAUUGACACCCGGUGCAUGCCCUAAAAGUUAUGGCGUGAAUGUUGCUCGAUUGGCCGGACUUCCAGACACCGUAUUACAAAGAGCUGUUGCAAAGUCACAGGAAUUUGAGGGCAGUCAUUGCAAGAGACUCAACUUGUCCUCAAACGAGUUGGAAGACGAGGCAUCUUUGAUCAUCAAGAACGCCAUAAAGAUUGUUGCUGCCGCAGAACCUAGUAAUGAACACUCGGUUACUUGUUUGGCCAACCUGCAAAGUAAUGCAAGACUACUACUCCAACCCCAACAAAAUUAGAAACCAAACCAUAUACUAUCAUAUAUUCGUUGUCUUGCCUUGCCUGAUCUAUUUCUCAACACCCCCGGAGAAACCACUUCCAUUAUGGUUCUGUGAGAACAUAAUUCCUUCACAGGUUGCAAAAUUUUUGACAGCUGAUCACUGGAUCAGCAGCUCAAGCUAAUUGAGGUAUGGAGCUCAUUCUUACUGUGUUUUUGUGGGUAGAGGGAUGACUUAGAUGAGCUGAAAUUUUGGUCAAAAUUAUGUUGUAUAUCUUGUAAACUUGUUUUGUUGAUAUUUGCAGCUCGAAGCUGCGGGGAGGUUAUUAUGCAAUUUGCUGUUUCCUUUUUUA
Andrographis paniculata is the source of this 4451-nucleotide messenger RNA. RefSeq names its product DNA mismatch repair protein MSH6. Gene Ontology annotation, molecular function: mismatched DNA binding; ATP binding; ATP-dependent DNA damage sensor activity. Gene Ontology annotation, biological process: mismatch repair. Bases 215 to 4120 code for a protein of 1301 amino acids. Lineage: Eukaryota; Viridiplantae; Streptophyta; Magnoliopsida; Lamiales; Acanthaceae. The transcript has 21 exons. Gene Ontology annotation, cellular component: nucleus. The record is from RefSeq and is a predicted model, not a curated record.